Messenger RNA from Coregonus sp. 'balchen', 870 nucleotides. Lineage: Eukaryota; Metazoa; Chordata; Actinopteri; Salmoniformes; Salmonidae. The record is from the annotation of a GenBank genome assembly.
AUGAGUUGGGCGAUGGAGCCUACAAACUUCUACGACAAUAAGCUGAGCAACGGUCUCCAGGGGGUCUGCAAACCCGGGAGAGGUGAUCACAGCACGGUCACGGGCGAGGACACCACCAUGGCCGAGCUAAGCACAGCCCCUGCAAUGUACGACGACGAGAGUGCCAUCGACUUCAGCUCCUACAUAGAGUCGAUGACAGCAGUACCACACCUGGAACUCUGCAACGAUGAACUUUUUCUUGACUUAUUCAACACUGUGAAGCAAGAGAAGACAGACUUCUACAUGCCAAGCUCGACUACGUCGUCCAGCAAUAUGCAGCAGCUGACAAACUGUUCAACCAACGCAUACGCAGUUGGAAGCCAAAAAGAGUUCGAGAGGAAGCUUAAGGCUGGAUUUGACAGCAAGGGGGUCUUCAGUGCACCGAUCAAGCAGGAAUCGGACUGGAGCGACAAUGACAUGUCCUCGUCGUUACCUUCCCAAAUCAAAACCUGCGCACAGACCUCCGUGAGCCUUCCCAUGGGACAACCAACUCCACCAACAACCCCAGAGCCCCUCUCAAGCCUCUCAGCCCACUCCUCUCCUCGGAAGGUCGGAAAGGAGAAAGGGAAAAAGAAUAUUGACAGGUACAGCCAAGAGUACCGCCAGAGACGUGAGAGGAAUAACGUUGCAGUGAGGAAAAGUAGGGACAAGGCAAAGCAACGCAACGUGGAAAUGCAGCAAAAGAUGCUUGAACUGGGUUCAGAUAAUGACAGAUUACACAAAACUAUCGAUCAGCUAACCAGUGAGCUCACUGGCCUGAGGGAAUUCUUCAAGCAGCUUCCCAAUCACAACUCCUCGUUUGUGGGGACCACGGGUGGAGACAGCCGGUGA